CGCGGAAAUAGGUGUAGGACUCUGUAACGAACUUUCUACCUCGUGAAGGUGUCGUUUGCAGAGUUGUCUACUUUCUUUUUAACAACUUAACUUUUUUUUUUGUUGGCUUCCGCACUCGCUUAAAGCUUUGAUAUAUCACACGGAGCGUAUCUGUCUGUGUUUACUCACCGGUUUGGGGUUUUUUUUGGAAAGCGAAAGCAGACUGCGCAAGGCCUGUGAAGUCAUGGCUGACAGUAUGGACGAAGAUAUGCCGGAUGAGACUUUACCUCUCCGGCAGGACCUCACCUGUCCCGUGUGUCAGGGCAUCUUCCAGGACCCCGUGCUGCUGCCCUGCAGUCACUCCUUCUGUCGGGACUGCUGGCAGAAGAGUUGCAAAGUCAAUCAAAAGUGUCCGGUGUGCAGGAAGGAGUUCAAGGAAGACCAGGCCAUCGCCAACCGCGCCCUCAAAGAUGCCUGCGAGUCCUUCCUGAAGCAAAGUAAUUUAAGGAGCAACCAGAAACAGCAAGCCGCAGAGGACGCCUGCAACCUGCACCUGAAGCCCCUGGAGCUGUACUGUGAGAAGGACGAGGAGCCUGUGUGUGUGGAUUGUGUCGCUUUGCACAACACACACAGACUGCACCCACUGAAAGAUGGAGCACCGCUGUGUAAGAAGGAGCUGAGCUUCAAAGUCCAGAUUUUUGAGAAGAAAGUGGAGACGUACAAGAAACAGACCCUGAAACUCAGCAAUGCAGCGGAGUAUAUCAAGUAUCAAGCUGGGGUGGCCGAGAGACAGAUCAAGUCGGAGUUUGAGAGGCUCCACAAGGUGCUCGUCACAGAAGAAGUUAUGCGUCUGCAAGCUCUGGCCUGUGAUGAGAAGGAGAAGCUUGAGUCCAUUCAGAGUAUGAUUGAUAAAGCAAAUAGGGAUACUGCAGCUUUGAAGGAGCUCAUUGAUACUUUGAAAAAAGAGAUGGGCAAUGAGGAUUUAGCCCUUGUGCGGAAUUUCCAGAAUUUAAAAAGAAAAGCCCAGUGGACUCGUGACGAUCCUCGCAUUCCUCAUGACUCUCUUUUAGACAUGGGCAAGCAUGUUGGCGCUCUGAGUUACAACAUCUGGAGGAACCUGCAGAACCAUGUCAAACACUAUUCAAUAGUACUGGACCCAAACACAGCCUCUCCAUGGCUGUCCUUGAGUCCAGACCUGACCAGCGUGAAGGAAAGCGCAGAGCGGCUGAUUGCCCCUGACAACCCAGAGCGCUUUGAUCCCUGCGUCUUUGUCCUGGGUGCUCAAGGUUACACCUCGGGGAAACACAGAUGGGAUGUCCUUGUUGGUGACAACCCCAAGUGGAUUGUGGGCGUGUGCAAAGAGUCAGUGGCCCGUAAAAAGAAGUUUACGGUCUCUACUGGCCGUGGAGUGUGGGCUAUAUCACUCAGCAAAGGUGUGUACACUGCCACAAAUGCUGAUCGUACUGUGCUGCAGUUACAACAGCGUCCAGAGAGGAUCCGCAUCAAGCUAAAUAUGGAUAAGGGAGAGGUGUCAUUUUGGGAUGGGGGAACAGCAAAGCACCUGGUCACUUUGACACAUAAGUUUGAUGAGGAGGUGUUUCCUAUGUUUGGCCCUGGGCUCCAUAGUACACCCAUGACUCUAGCUCCAGGAAAAAUGGCUGUACACACCUCAUAAUGACCCAUUGUAUGGCAGAGGGGUGGUUGGUUUACCUAAAGCUGUUGGGUUAUGAUUAUAAACUUUUCCAAAAAAGAUGCUUUUUAAAAGCAAAAUGAAACUCGACAACAAUGUGGCAGUCGAACAUCUAGAAUAUCAAAAAGGACUUGCCAAAAAAGAGAAAUGAGACGAUCAAAAUUGGGGCGAUGCUCAGAAAAUAGAUAAAACAUGCUGAAUAAAAUAUACUAAAAUAUGAUUAAUGACAAAAUGUAUAAAACAGUAUAUAAUCUUUAAGCUUCACAAAAGUAGAUAUUGUGAAAACGUCGGGUGAUAAGACUUUAAGAUCUGGCAUAAAGGAUUAGUGUAAGAAAUGCAUGACAAUCUGUCAAACUGAGCAGGAUUUAACAUUGUUGAUUAAUUGUUUAAGCCAACCUUAAAAACAUGCAGUCAUUAGUUGAUUAAAAACUUUGCAGCUGCAUGAUGCAUAUGAUAGAGCUGAGUGAUAACUUUGUGAACACUGAUUAAUAGAAUUGCAGAGAAAUACAAAAAUCAAUCAAUCAAUCAAUCAGUGUUACAAGAGAGUAUUAAGACCAAAUGAUUUAGAUGUGCCUUACCUGGAUGAAAUAUGAUUGACCAACCUUUCAAUGUCAAUGUCCAAAACACACACAUGAUGCUGGUGACCAAUAAUGAUAAAGUUUUAAAAAAUGAAUUAAAACAUCUCUUGAUUAUUUAUGAAGCCGGAAGAAAUUAUGACAUGCAAUGCUUUAAUAUCUGAGAGGUGAACAAAAAAACAAAAAAAACUAAAAAAAAAUUGUGUAUUAAAAACAUGUCCUACUCUUCUAUCUAUCUAUUUACACCUGUCUGGAAAUACAAUAGAGCUAUUACAGUAACAACCACAUACAUUUGCAGUGAUUAUAUUUCAAUCAUGAAAGAGUAGAAUAGACUGUCUUUACCACAGACUGUACAUUUCAGAAUAUCUAUACAUUUUUCUAUAUAGACUGUACAUAUAAAUUUCUCUUCUACAGAAUUAAUACAGGAUCAUGUUCUACGCCAUACAAUCUAUAGUCAUGAGCUUGGGAAUGUGCCUCAGUUAAUCAUUACUACUUAAGUUGUAUUGAUUCUGCUCUAAUAUUGCUAUCUGUAAUGUUAAAUGUAUUUGUGUUGGUGUGUUGGGGUGUUGUUUUUUUUUUUUUUUUAGUUUUAUGAUACUUGUUUAACUUGGUUUAACAGCAAGUUGGAUACACUUUGAAGUAGAUAUACUGAUAUCACAGCCCCGGAUCUGUAUAUGAAGACAUUUCAAUGUGCCUGUGAAUGUUUGUCAAGUAAAAAUCACUGAAAA
Molecule: messenger RNA, 2972 nt
Organism: Scomber japonicus (chub mackerel)
Lineage: Eukaryota; Metazoa; Chordata; Actinopteri; Scombriformes; Scombridae
Gene: trim35-28
Product: tripartite motif containing 35-28
Exons: 6
Coding region: 224-1654 (476 amino acids)
Biological process (GO): protein ubiquitination
Molecular function (GO): protein binding; ubiquitin-protein transferase activity; zinc ion binding
Source: RefSeq, a predicted model, not a curated record